UGUGGGAAAGCAUUGCUUUACUGCUGUAAUAAAGGGGUUGUUGGGUUGCUCUGGUAUAGAAGAGGUCAUGCUGUGUUAUACUGGAUUCUUCAGAGUUUUGAAUUGACUUCUAGAUGGUCCAGCUAGCAUCUUGUCCUGGUGGGAGACACUUUUUGGACUUCAUCCAUUCAGCCAGCUGCAUUGUCUGCAUUUUUUGGAGGAGAGUGAUCUGUGAUCAAGAAGGCUGCUGUGUGUUCGGUGAUGUUCGGCUCAGAGGUUCCGUCCUCUAGGGAUCAUAAUUUUGAUUUGUUUGCUUUGAAGAACUUUCACCCAUAUAGGAGGCAAGGAGAAUCCAAAAAGGCACUCCCAUCUUCUUCAACUUAAACAACUGGAUUGAAAAGAAAUGUAAGAAAGUAAUAAGUCUAUUUGUCAGCCCUAAAAGUCUGCAGUUCCUCUUCAGAAUAAGAGAAAUGCACCACCAACACUUGGUGCCACUUCUGUGUCUGCACUCAAGAUCCUGUUGGGCAAGCCGGAGAAGGGAUUAGUGUGCUAAAGCACCCAUUCUCCUUCCUGGACAGUUCUACUGGCGUGAUCAAAAUCAUACAGGCAAUUCUUUUCCUGAGCUGGAAUCAAAGGCUGAUGCCAACAGCAAAUCGAUGAAGUUCUGAACCUGGCUCUGGAAAAGCGAAGAAAGUAAGAAAAUGCUGCAGGCAACCUUACUGCAAGCAUGUCUCCAGUCUCAAGCCAACAGAGCUGGAUCACCUAGGGCGAAGCAAAAUUCUCACAGCUUUCUGAAGCCCAAGUCAGACUCCAGAGAAGGCUACGGCUGCUCAGGAAGGCUGCAAGGAAAGGAGAAAGAAAGCAGCCCAAGACUCCUGCAAGUUGCGAAGAGUUUCCCCGCAAAUCCAAAAGAACAAGAGAUGAAAGAGUCACCAAGUGAGGAUGUUCUGGGAGGAUCCUGGAGAGCCAAUGGAGAAGUGCUGCCAUCCAGCAGAGGCAGCGGUGGUUUGGCCAAGGGUGGGUGUCCAGUGACAAGGGACCCUUCAAGCUCUGCUUCUGAAUUGCUGACUUCUGGCUUGAGCAACAAGGGUGACCAGAGUCAAGAAUGGAAAGUCGUGAAAGUGAAAAGAGUCCUUAUUUCUCCUGUUGGCGAACCUGGGAAACCAAAUAUUUCACGAAGCGCAAGUCUUUCUGAAAAAGAGUUGAAGGAAGCAAAAGCCAGAAGCCAGAGAAUUGCCGCCCAGCUGACAACCCCACCCAACACCAACUCAAAAGGGGUCCUGCUGUUCCACAGGCGCAAGCAGCGAGUGAAUGCAUUUACUUUAGAGACCCCCAAGCCAGCCAGCACAGAACAAACAGCUAGAGAGAACGGCCCUCAAGCUGCUGCUUGCCACAGCAUUCCAAGCCAUGGGAAAGAGUCCUGUUUGAAGCAGGCCUUCGGAGACAAUCAAGAGCUGAAAGGAUUAUCCGGUGCCAAGGAUUCCAGACGGUGGGUGCCAAAGAGUCCCAUGGAAAAAUACAAGGAGAACCUAGCUGUGGAUAAUGCACAGGGCCUUCCCACAAUGACAACAUUAUCUUCUACAGAGAAUUCCGCUGAGGAGUUUGAACAAAUGCCUCUCAGUGUGUACCUAAAGGAAACAACAGGGACAGCCUCAACCAAUGGAGUGCAUGAGUGUACCACCAAUAAGUUUGAAAAUGCACCUGUUCACGAACAGGUAUCAGUUUUUGAUAAUAUAGAAAACAUGCCGCCUUUGGUGGAUGACACACCUGUUGCUGACAGGGAGAAUAACAGCAAUGUUCUUGAAAAGGAGCCACACCUGCUGGAAGCAGACAGAGUAAAUAAUAUUCUUGAAAAAGAGCCAUGUUUACUAGGUAUUGGCAGUGAGAAUAAUAAUAACAUCCCCAUCAAGGAGCCGUACAUACCUCUUAUUGAUAGGGAAAAUAAUUUUAUUCUUGACAAGGCACUGAGUGAACCCAUUGUUGACAGGAGGGAGAAUGGAGAAGUUCUCGGCAAGGAGACAGAUUUGCUCCUGCCAGAAAACAAGAACCUUUCCACUACUUCUGACACUGAGAAACCUGCUCUUGUCAAGGAUGUACAGCCUAAUGAAAUCAUGACGCAUUCUGCCGACAAGCACUACUGUGAGGUACGCUUGACCUUGUCUAAGCCAAAGCCUGUGAAAAACCGAACAGCGAGACCCUUUGGGACUCAGUCAUCAAGGACAAGCCAAACACCACCAGCAGCAAACAAAAGCCCCGUGGUAGAGUUUCCUCCACCACCCACUUACGCAGAAACCUUUUCCAGCCCUCCUCCAGUAACUAGGGUCAGGUCACCACCUGCCUACUCCGCGCUGUAUCCUAGUGAAGAACAGAAGGACCCUGUUCCUCAGGCCCCUCUUGUGGAAGCCUCUGUACCACAACCUCCAGUCCCACAAGCUGCUGUUCUGCACGUCCCCAUUCCACAAGCCUCUCUUCCAGAAGUCUCUCUUCAACACACCAAGAGGGAAGAGAGCAGACCAGGAUCCCUGCCUGAGGAGAGCAGAGAAAGUCCUCCAACCAAAACAGGCAUCCUGGAGGAGUCUGCAGCCCGCCGAGCAGCCAAGAAGUCCAUGUUCACUUUUGUGGAGAAGCCCAAAGUGGCUCCCAAUCCAGACCUCUUAAAUUUAGUGCAGAGAGCAGAUAAUUGGAAAAAGCAAAGAGGGCAAAGAGGAGCCAUUCCUGAGGAUGAGCCGUUUGUUUUGGGAGCAGAGGCCUCUAACUUCCUCUCUGAAAGUAGAUCCAUAGAAGAGCCCACCCAGGCUCCUGCUGAUAGUGCACCUGAGUGGUCAUCAUGUUUAAGGUCACCGAGAAUACAGCCCAAGCCUAAGAUCCGUUCAAACCAAAGUCUGUCAGAAGCAAGAGGGAAAGGAGCCGAACUGUUUGCCAAAAGGCAGUCGAGGAUGCAGAAGUACAUAAUUGAGUCCCCAUCACAUCCAGACACAGCCAGGUCACCUUCACCGACAAUGUCCCUUCCUCCAUCCUGGAAAUAUGCUUCCGAAACUCAUCUCUCCGCCAUGUCAUUCCAGCCUCCACCCAGAAGUCCAGCUAGAUCUCCCAAAGCUCCUCAUGUACCUCUGUACAAUAGCAGCAUGUCGGAGGGUGAGGUUUCUAAAAAGGAGCUGGAAGUCUCCAAGCAGCAGCCAUAUCAACUCCAGCCUUCUUUAUUCAUCCUUUCCCCAGUGAAAGAUCCAGUGGGAUCUCUACCCAAAGCAGCACCACCCCCAAAGGCUACGGUUCCUGAACCCGGUUAUAUGAGGCAAGCUUCUUGCCCGACAUCUCCCUUGCUGCCUUCUCCUGUUUUUCAUCCACCUGUCCAGUCCAGUCCAAGCACAUCUUUGCCUGGUCUUUUCCCCUCGCCAUCUGGAACGAUGCUUGUACCUCAGAAUGUGAGAACAAGUGUUGAAGCAUCUCCGGAGUCAACUUUUGAAUACUCUUCUAGAAUCCUGUCACCAAGAGCUAAAGGAGUCUUCCAAGCUCCAAGGCCGUCCUAUUCCACCAAGAAUGCAGGAAUUGAGCCGCAGGAAAGAAAGGCGUCCCUGCCUGCUUCCCCGACGUGGACUCCACGCCUGCUGCGACGACAGCCUAGCAGCUUAGAUGGCUGGGUGAGCCCGGCCCCAACACCAGAGCCUGAGGAAGGGCUUGCAGAUGCCUUCCGGGCAGCCAGUGUCCUGACUCCGCCUCCCCCCAUGUCUCCAUCUUGGAGCGAAAGAUCUCUGUCCCCAUUUCGGCAGGAAACGGAUCCCAAGUCCAGCCGGCAGAUGCAAGCUCUGCUGGCCAGAAACAUCAUCAACGCUGCCCGGAGGAAGAGCUCUUCUCCCAAAGCAACAGGGGCAGAGACCUUCAGGCCCUUCACUCCCCCUGUGACAUCAGCCAAUGCGUCAUCAUCCUCUGGAGGCAGCCCUAAGAGCGUCGGCAACCCUUCCCCAAGCCCACUGCAAUCUCCCCGACCAAUGAGAAUGGAUGGGUUCAGGCGUGUCUCUCUCCCAACAGCAAUGCCACCAGUCAGUGCAUCCUCAAACAACAGUCCCAGGUUGCUAGGCAGCCAGUCCCCAACGUACAAAAGCCCACUACAAUCCCCAAAAGCAGGGCGGAUGAAUGGGAGCAAGUACUUCACACUGCCUGCUAACACUGGGGCUUCGCUCUUCGGUGCAGGAACUUCAGUCAUGGUGCCAUCCCAUAACGGCCCAAGGACAACGGGCCCCCAUUCUGUAGCCCAGAGGGAUCCAGUGCAGUCUCCAAAACACACAAUCAUGGAUAGUCACAGGAUCUUCACGCCACCAGCAGGUCCAAGCAGGAAAUCAUCAUGUACUAGUCCAAAGAAUCUGGGCACCUGCUCCCCAACCAUGAAGAAUCCCCUGCAGUCUUCCACAAUGAGCAUACCUUCUCCAGAGAAGCGUUCCACCUCCAUGUCGCCCACCAACUCAGAUGCAUCCCUGGACUUUGAAGACUCCGGGAUCAAGUCCCCCAGCAUUCGCAGCUUUAACAUUUGUCCCCGAGGCUGGAACGGAAGCCUGAGGCUGAAGCGAGGCAGCCUGCCUGCCGAAGCCCCCUGUACUUAAAUACAGGAAAAUAGGAGAGAACUACUGAAAAAUGGAUAAGCCUUUUGCCAAAAUGUGUAUGCAGGCUUGCGAGCGACUAAUCCUGCCCACUCACUUAAGCAUCGGAAGAAAGGAGUUGGCUGUGCAAAGAGGCAACUGCUUCUCCUCAAACCUGCCACUUGCUGUAAGAGAAUGAGGUAGAACAUUUGUGGAAAAGACUUCUUGGGCCUCAGAGGUGUCCUCUGUAGAAAGAAAUGUGGCUGCAGUUCCGCUUUGAUCCCAACAUUCUAUAUUUCUACAGGAAGUCUAUUUGUACCUCCCAUAUCACUGCAUUUGCUUAUGUAUUUGGCUUUCACAAGCUUUGAUUUAUCUGUCUUCACUGGACUGGAGCUACCAGGAGAUUAAUGAGACUUUGACUGCUCUUAUUCUCAUUCUGAAAUAUCCUUGCAAGGAGGACAAUCACACACACACACAUAUAGUCUCCCUCUCCCCCCCACACACGCACACACACAAUUAGUAACACAAUCCCCAGCAGAUUGUCAGUGGAAGACCGGCCUUCUGCCUGCCUCAUGUUACAGUCAUUGUUUUUCCUCUGCUCUGAUGAGGCCAUGAAUCAAGUUUCCCUCCACUCCAGUUGUCUGAGAGAAUCGGCAGAAAGUGGGGAACGGAGGGCAAGAAGACCACCCAACAGUUAUCCCUGGGUGAUUUAGUGUUUCCUAUAAAUAUGAGGCUUGACUUUUUUAUGUAUCCUUUAAACUCAGAGAAGAAGCCUUCACAAUAUACUGCUCUCUGGACUGCUGAAGGUGAGACACCCUAGGAAACUGUAUGAUGAAGAGAGAACUGGAGUUGCUGUUUAUAUAAUCUUAUACUGUAAAUAUGUAGUGACAGAACGGGAUACAUCGCUGGUAUACCAAUGGAAUGGCUGAGGUUUUUUAGCCAUACUCAGCCCAGGUUCUGGAGGGGUGUGGGAAGCACGCACACACACAUGCACAAACACACAUACACUCACACAGACAAGGAGCACACCCUUUUUCCUGGAAAUGCUGUCAAACAUUCACCAGUUAGGAACUGUGCUGGCAACAGUUGACCAUACUUAUUUCCCAUAGAUGAACAGAGUCCAUUAACUCACAAUGAUGGAGGUAUCCCCACCACUGGCACACUCUGCACAGUACAGUCCCCAAACAUCCCUACAGGCAGUGGUUCUAAUCCGGCCUUUACAGACAGCCUAUUCAGGAGGAGCACCGCAUGGAGCACAGCCUGACUGCUGCAUGGCCUACCAGUCAAGCCCCCCUUCUCCUGGUCAUGCAUGUCUCAUUUACAGGCAGGAUGCUAUAUUGCCCAAUGGACACAGCAAAGCUGCAGCCUCUGUUGCUCAGGAUCUGAGAUGGAGGUGAUCUUGACAAGGCAGGUCUCUUGGGAGCAUGAGGUUGCGUGUGCAACCAUGAGGUUGCGUCAAACUCCGUGUGUGGCGACACGUAUUCAGCCCCAUGCAUUGGAGCAUUGAUCCUGCAUCAUCUGCUUGACCAGCUCUGGCAGCAGCUGGAGUGCAGGGCCUGUCUUUUGGUAACUGAAAAUUCAUCUGAGUGUGAGGAGGGAGAAAAGCACGAG
This is a messenger RNA of Pogona vitticeps (central bearded dragon), 6161 nucleotides long. The record is from RefSeq and is a predicted model, not a curated record. NCBI's taxonomy places the organism in Eukaryota, Metazoa, Chordata, Lepidosauria, Squamata, Agamidae.